This is a messenger RNA of Caenorhabditis angaria, 1337 nucleotides long. The record is from the annotation of a GenBank genome assembly. Lineage: Eukaryota; Metazoa; Nematoda; Chromadorea; Rhabditida; Rhabditidae.
AUGGAUUUGGCUGCUGUAAAUGAUGAAAAACCCGAAAUUCCGACUGAAAAAUCAAAAAAAUUGCGAAAAGCUGAAAUUGCAGCCAAGAAAUCGAAAAAGGCUGAAAAUAUUGAUGAAAAACCGGAAAUUGAUGAAUGGCCUGUGAUUCCACCGGAAAGUCCGCGAAGAUCUUCAAGAAUUGCUGGAAGUUCGGCGAAAUCUGCACAAGAAGCUGAAAUUGAUGAUCAGAAGCCUGAAGUUCCACCUGAAAGAUCUUCUACAAGAAUUUCGACAAAAUUAUCUGAAAAACAUGGUCAGAAAGCUGAAAAAUCGAAGAAUUCAUCAAAAUCUGCUUCAGAAGCUGAAAUUCAAGCUGAAAAAGCUGAAAAUUCAUCAAAUUCUGCUCCAGCGCCUGAAAUUCAACCUAGAAAUGCUGAAAAUCCUCGCACAUCUGCUCCGGGAGCUGAAAUUGUGGUCAAAAAGGUUGGAAGAGCAAGAUCGAACUCUGUUAGAGCUCCAGAAUCUGCUCCAGAGCCUGAAAUUGCUCCAGAAGCUGGAAAUUGUGAAGUCAAACUCGAAAUAUCUGAAAAUCCACAAAAAUUGACUGAAAAUGUUGUAGAAGUGAAACUGGAAAUUGAGGAAGCGGAAUAUUCGAAUUUUGAAGUCAAAUUGGAAAUUGAGGAAAAUGAAGAAGCUGAAUAUCCGGGAAUUUUGAAAAAAAGUGAGUUUUUUUGAGCUGAAAAUUCGUGAUUUUCAGAUUUUUUGGGUCUAGAAAAUGUAAAAUUAUCUGAAAAUUCGAAAAUUUUAGAUUUUUAGCUCAAAAUUCAAAAUUUUUAUUUAAAAAUUUGAAAAUUUCAAAUUUUUGGCUCAAAUUUCAUUCAUUUGUUGGCUCAAAUUUCAUUCAUUUUUUCUGAAAAAUCAGACUUUUUUUGAGAAAAAAGUCGGAUUUUUCCUGAAUUUUCAGACGGAAAUUUGUACGGAAUUCUUAUUUGAAAAUUUCCAAAUUUAUUGAUUAUAGUGAAAUUUUGAAAUGGAACAAUUCAUCAAAAAAAAACCGAAUUUCCAAAUUUUUACACAAAAAAUCAUAAAAAAUGUUCCAUCUGCUGACUAUUGACUUCAAAAAAUUCCACCAAAAAUCUUCAAUUUUUUCUAGUUCCUCUACGACGAGAAUAAUCCAUUCGUAAUCUGCUCUCGCAAUUUUGUCCCAUUAUAUCGUGGUCAACCAUUGUACAAAUGCUCAUUCUGCAGAGCAUCGUAUUCCGAAGGUUUGGAAAGCGAAUUGUGCGUGCGAUGUUUGUCAGAUAUCCAAAAUUGGCAAAAAUGUAUUGGGAUUGAGAAUUUCAACAUUAAACAAUUAA